AUGAAAGGAGUCGUCGAGGGACAAUGUGGCCAACAAAAUGCCCUGGUCGGUCUGGCAAACACUUUUGGAACAUCAAACCAAAGAGUGGCACCAAGUACAGCGGCUUCAUCCAUGAUGCCUUCCUCCUCUCUUGGUGAGCAAAUGGCCAACGAGUUCCUACGACAACAAGCAAACACAAUGGCACCACAAGUUUUAAACCAACUAGCUACACAAUGGACCCAACAGUACACCGCUGGUACCACAUCCCAAGGAAUGGAAUCCGCGUGGCGUCAAGCUAUGCCUCUCUCCUCUGCUUCAAUUGCUCAUCCCCAAGAUUCUGGAAUGUGGUCUUCUGAAUAUCUUGACACCGUUGACACUUCCCUCCAACAAGGCAGCAACGCUUGGGCGGAUGACUUUUUGGGAAAUCAGGACCCAAUGGAGAAAGUGUGGGAUGGUCAGCAGGCAUUUGAACAGCGAUGGGAAGAGAUUAAGAGGGAUAUGGAGAAGGAGGAGACGAUUCAGAAUGUCGCUGGAUAUGUUUAUCAGGAUACCAACCCUUUCAUGUCUAUAACGAAUCCCCUUCAAGAGGGUGAUAAUUUGAUGAAAAACGGAGACAUUGGAAAUGCGAUGCUGGCUUACGAGGCCGCAGUCCAGAAGAAUCCACAGGAUGCGGGAGCCUGGUGUAAGCUAGGCUUGGCUCAUGCCGAAAAUGAGAAGGAUCAGUUGGCAAUGCAAGCGUUCAACAAGUGUCUCCAGAUCGAUGCCGGGAAUAAGGAUGCCCUUCUAGCACUAUCAGUGUCCCAAGCCAACGAAGGACAAGAAAAUGAAGCACUUCAUCAGUUGGAUAAAUGGAUGUCUUCUUAUUUGGGUUCCAACACCACCCAAGUCACCAACAACGCGCCAAUGUACUCAUCUUUCCUGGAUAACGAGACGUUUAACAGAGUAGAAGCCAGAUUCCUAGAUGCCGCCCGUCAACAAGGUGCCACGCCGGAUCCAGAUCUUCAGAAUGCGCUAGGCGUGUUGUACAAUCUUAAUAGGAAUUUUGCCAGAGCAGUUGAUUGUCUGAAAUUGGCAAUUUCUAGAAAUCCAGCGGACGCCCGUCUCUGGAAUCGUCUCGGAGCAACACUUGCCAACGGAGAUCGCACAGCUGAAGCAAUUUCAGCUUAUCGAGAGGCACUAAAAUGUACCCAACAUAUAUCCGCAGCCAUUCGAACAUCAAACAUCCCUGAAACCCUACUUCGUGCCGUGGAAACCAGAGAUUUGGGUGCAGUAAAAGCGUCGAUGGGUUGA
Messenger RNA from Caenorhabditis briggsae, 1269 nucleotides. It is a transcript of the gene Cbr-prx-5, whose product is annotated as Protein CBR-PRX-5. Gene Ontology annotation, biological process: glucose metabolic process. The transcript is spliced from 7 exons. NCBI's taxonomy places the organism in Eukaryota, Metazoa, Nematoda, Chromadorea, Rhabditida, Rhabditidae. Gene Ontology annotation, cellular component: endoplasmic reticulum. Gene Ontology annotation, molecular function: ADP-specific glucokinase activity; protein binding. Bases 1 to 1269 code for a protein of 422 amino acids. The record is from RefSeq and is a predicted model, not a curated record.